UAGAGAAGAAACUAAAAAUGUAUCCAGAAAUGGCAUCUCUACUGGCUCUCUUAGCCAUACCAUUCCAUCAUUUCAUCCACAGAGACUUCCAUGGAAUUGUCACUAGAAUGAUAUUCUUCGAUAAAUUUCUUUUCCUGAUAAUGCACAGCAUUGACAAGAUGGGGAUAUGGCAUAGGUUACCAGUGUUGUUGGGGAUGAUAUAUCUGCUUAUCCGGAGACACCUUCACCAAGAAUACAACUUGAUUAACGUGGGAACCACACCGGUUGGGGUUCGAUUUAACUCGGUUGAUUAUCCUUAUAGGACAGUCGAUGGAACUUAUAAUGAUCCUUUCAACGAAGGUGCAGGUGGUGAGGGAACCUUCUUUGGCCGGAAUACUCCUCCUGUUGUUCAUCACAAGCAUGAGCUACGUAUAAAACCAGACCCAAUGGUGGUGGCCACGAAACUUCUAGCCCGGAGAAAAUUCAUAGACACGGGAAAGCAAUUCAACAUGAUCGCAGCUUCUUGGAUUCAGUUCAUGAUACACGAUUGGAUUGAUCACUUGGAAGACACCAACCAAGUAGAGCUAACAGCACCAAGAGAAGUAGAGGGUCAGUGCCCACUCAAAACAUUCACAUUCUACAAGACCAAGGAGGUUCCAACCGGUUUCUACGAUAUCAAGAUUGGUACUUUGAACACCCGGACACCUUGGUGGGAUGGAAGCUCUAUAUAUGGGAACAACGCGAAAAUGUUGGGGAGAGUCAGAACCUAUAAAGAUGGGAAGCUCAAGAUAUCGGAGGAAGACGGCCUUCUCCUGCAUGACCAAGAUUGGGUGGCUAUAUCUAGCGACGUGCGCAACAGUUGGGCAGGUGUCUCCACCUUGCAAGCCCUAUUCGUGAAGGAACACAAUGCCGUAUGUGCUGCCCUAAAGAAGGAAUACCCUCACCUUCAAGAAGACGAAGAUCUGUAUCGACAUGCAAGACUCGUCACUUCUGCCGUCAUUGCCAAGAUCCACACUAUCGAUUGGACUGUUGAACUCCUUAAAACCGAUACAAUGCUUGGAGCUAUGCGGGGCAAUUGGUAUGGAUUUUUGGGGAAGAAAUUCAAGGAUAGAUUUGGGCAUGUAGGGGGAGCCAUCUUUGGAGGUGUGGUGGGCCUAAAGAAGACUGAGAAUCAUGGGGUUCCAUAUUCUCUGACUGAGGAGUUCGUCAGUGUUUAUAGGAUGCAUUCUCUUCUACCGGACUACCUUCACCUUUGGGAUCUUUCUACUUCUCCAGGCCCAAACAAAUCACCACCCUUACUUGAAAUGGUUCCAAUAACCGAUCUGGUCGGUAUUAAAGGAGAGAAAACUCUAUCUGAGAUUGGGUUUGAAAGACAAAUGGUUUCCAUGGGACACCAAGCAUGCGGUGCUUUGGAGCUUUUUAACUACCCAAUUUGGCUGAGAGACCUCAUUCCUCAAAACCCAGAUGGUACUGAUAGACCUGACCACGUUGAUCUCCCAGCACUUGAAGUUUAUAGGGAUAGGGAGAGGAAAGUUGCAAGGUACAACGAGUUCCGCAGGGGAGUGAUGUUAAUUCCAAUCUCCAAAUGGGAAGAUCUGACGGAUGACGCUGAAGCCAUUCAAACAUUGCGUGAAGUGUACGAUGAUGAUGUUGAGCAACUUGAUCUACUGGUGGGUCUCAUGGCCGAGAAGAAGAUCAAGGGAUUCGCCAUCAGCGAGACGGCAUUCGUCAUUUUCAUCGUCAUGGCUACCAGGAGGUUGGAAGCAGAUCGGUUCUUCACGAGCUACUUCAAUGAGGAGACUUACACAAAGAAGGGGCUUGAAUGGGUGAACACUACAGAGAGCGUUAGAGAUGUGAUACACCGCCAUCACCCAGAGAUGAUAGACAAGUGGAUGAACUCCACUAGUGCCUUCUCUGUUUGGGAUUUACCUCCCAACCCUCAUAAUCUUGUCCCUCUCUAUCUUCGCAUUCCCCACUGAGCCCUAAUUAGCUUUCAAUAUCUCACCUCUAAUGUAACUUAGUUUUUCUUACCUAUCUUUUCUUUUUUUAGUUUUUCAAUGUUUA
Messenger RNA from Telopea speciosissima, 2043 nucleotides. RefSeq names its product alpha-dioxygenase 1-like. The transcript is spliced from 8 exons. Lineage: Eukaryota; Viridiplantae; Streptophyta; Magnoliopsida; Proteales; Proteaceae. The coding region runs from base 18 to 1958 and encodes 646 amino acids. The record is from RefSeq and is a predicted model, not a curated record. Gene Ontology annotation, biological process: response to oxidative stress. Gene Ontology annotation, molecular function: peroxidase activity; heme binding; oxidoreductase activity, acting on single donors with incorporation of molecular oxygen, incorporation of two atoms of oxygen.